Messenger RNA from Pyrus x bretschneideri (Chinese white pear), 3156 nucleotides. Its product is annotated as zinc finger CCCH domain-containing protein 18-like. Lineage: Eukaryota; Viridiplantae; Streptophyta; Magnoliopsida; Rosales; Rosaceae. Gene Ontology annotation, molecular function: RNA binding; metal ion binding. The record is from RefSeq and is a predicted model, not a curated record. The coding region runs from base 1001 to 2665 and encodes 554 amino acids. The transcript is spliced from 7 exons.
GUUAUUUAUUCACUCUGUUGAUUCCGUUCUUGCAGAAAAAAAAUAUUCUAAGCUUUGAAUUUUUAGGGUUUUCACAAUGAUUUUAUAGUACAAAUAAUGUUUUUGUUGUUUUGAUAAAGACAAAUAUGUGUUUUGCUUAUCGGUUUAUCAAAUAAAUCAACUCUUUUUUUUUUUAAAUCCCCUCUUAAUUAUCAUGAUAACUUCUAGUUUUGUUUUCGAUUAUUUUUAACUGGGUUUUUGAGUUGGAAAAGAAUUCAACUUCUGAGACUUUUUAUGUUUAAAAGUUGCACCAUGUCAUUUUACUGUCAAGAAUAUUGUUGGUUGGCGUAAUGUAAUUUUUUCCAAAAAAGGGAAACGAUUUUUGGUUCCAAUAGUUUCUGUGCUUGAAGACACAUUAUAUAUGCUGUGCAAGUGCAAUCUUUUCUGCAAGGUAAGUUGAAUAUUUCCAAAUAUUCUCUUUGUUUAUGGUUUUGGUUGUUCCCUGGGAGUAAAUAUGGAAAUUACAAUAAUUAAGCAUGUUAUUUUUAUUUAAAUCAUAUUUAUGCAGAUUUGGAGAAAUGUCCAUUUCUGGCUCUGCUCUGUUCUCAUAAUCUUUACAGCUUUUCUAUUGUUGUAUUGGAAAUUAUUUUAUUUUAAUUUAUUAUAUUUUCCUUUUAUGGAUGCAAAGAAAAAGGAGGAAAAAUCGACAGAAAAGAAAGAAACCUCAAAAUCUUUGGUUCACUGAAUCUUUGACCUAGUGCUGUUAGAUUUUUAGUAUUUCUUCACAAAUACUAGGGUUUAGGUUCUGUAUUUUAGUCAUAUUUCUGUCCGUACAUCACUGGUAUAUUGAGAGCAUUGAUUUUCUUUUAUUAGCCCCAUUGAAGGGUAAUGUUCUAUAUAUCACAUGUUUUCUCUUGGUUUAUGCUUUUGUUUUCUUGGUUAUGAAUUUCCGGUGUUUUUGGGCAUUUUUUCUGAGAGUUGAACUUUGCAAUAUGUAUAUUCUUUGGCAGUGAAUAGAUUUAUGAUGGAUUUUUCUGUGUCCACAACCGCUGUUUACAAUAGAAUCCAGAAACUAGAACCCGAAAAUGCUACGAAGAUUAUUGGCUUUCUUCUUUUACAAGACGAUGGCGAGCAGGACAUGGCUCGGUUGGCUAUGGCUCCGGAACACUUGAUUCACCAAGUGAUACUGACAGCCAAGGCUGAACUUCAGCAGUUGGCUACCAAAUCAGUGUCAUCCCCACUUUCACCUUCCUUGAACCGGACAACAGGUGCUUUCACACCAUAUUCACCUAUUUCGUCUAGGCAUUUCUCAUCUCCGGCAGCUUUUCAAGUCCCAACUUCAUUUUGGGAUCGGCAACUAAUUGAUAGGCACAGCCCGGAUUUUAUGCCAUUGGGUUGCCCUGACUCUAUUGCUGUGCUGCAAAACCAGGCUCAGUUUUUGAGUUUGGAGGAUCAAAUGGAAUCAGUUAAUUCUGGGAUUUUAGGAUUCUCUAACGAUUGCUUUUACAGGGAUGCUGAAAUGUGCAGCUUAAGUGCUAGAAAUGGUAGAAGGAUUUCAAGCCUCGGUGAUUUUCCAGUUAAGAUAUGUCACUAUUUCAAUAAGGGCUUUUGUAAGCAUGGAAGUAGCUGUAGGUAUUACCAUGGACAAGUGAAUUCUGAUAGCUUCUAUGGAAAUGAUGGCCUUAAUGAUGAUCAUGUUUUGUCACCGGGGUCUCUUGAGAAGUUGGAGUGGGAAAUCACCGAGCUUCUUCGAUUAAGAAGAGGGAUUCCUAUUUCAAUUGCUUCUCUGCCAAUGAUGUAUUAUGAGAGAUAUGGAAAAUCUCUUCAGGCAGAAGGCUACCUAACUGAAAGCCAGAGACAUGGCAAGGCUGGUUACAGUUUGACAAGGCUUCUCGCUCGACUUGGAAACAGUAUUCGGCUGAUUGACAGGCCUCAUGGGCAGCAUGCUGUAAUUUUGUCGGAAGACUCUGCAAAAUACAUGGAAAAUCAGAAUGAGAAAGGUGGUCCUGGUCCUAUUGUUAGCGGUUCGCGACAAAUUUAUCUAACGUUUCCAUCCGAGAGCACUUUCAGUGAAGAUGAAGUCUCAAACUACUUCAACACUUUUGGUCCUGUUGAAGAUGUAAGAAUUCCAUGCCAACAGAAAAGGAUGUUCGGGUUUGUAACCUUUGUCCAUGCCGACACUGUGAAAACAAUUUUGGCAAAGGGAAAUCCGCAUUAUGUUUGUGGGGCUCGUGUUCUCGUGAAGCCUUAUAGGGAAAAAUCAAAGCUUGUUGAUAGAAAGUACCAAGAGAGAAUGGAACCUACAGCAUAUUAUUCUCCACACUAUACGGACAUGGAAUCCGAGUUCUAUUCGAUGUCAAGAAGCAGUGAUAACUCUAGAUUGUUAAGGAAGAAGCUUUUGGAGGAACAAGAAUAUGCACUUGAAAUUGAGAGGAGGAGGCUGACAGAGCUGCGUUUUGUGCAAAAGCCUGUGGCCAGUCAGCCGCAAUCUAGUUACUUCAUGGAUGGGCUAAAAGUAUCAGAAGAUAAUUUCAACUUCCCGUCUGCAGAAUGUUUCAAUAAUCUGUUGUAUGCUCUAAACAGUGGGUCUACAAGUGAUGAUAAACCCAAGCAUACAGAUACCAAUUACACUGACCAUGAUAGUCAAGGGCUUAAUCUCCCGGAUAGCCCGUUUGCAACCCGAUAGCUAGUGGCAUUUGAACACUCAUAUAGUUUCAGCAACGCGAAGAUUAUAGAGUUAGGUAACGGUUCAAAUGUGACAUAUUUUGUUUGACAACAUAACCUUCUUUCGUUUUCUUUGGCUUCAUCAACUUUUUGGCAAAGUGUCCUGCAAGUGCAUGCUGCCUACAGAAGAAACAUUAGAUGACAUUCCUCCCUAUCACACACGGGUUGACGGACAUAGUAAAGAAGAAUUCCUCGAUACGUAGAAGUAUAUGCAAGAAAGAUUUACAGUUUCUUAGUGUCAAGUCACAGAAAUAAGGCUUGAAACUGAUAUUUGUAAGUGUCUGAUGUAAUAUUUUAGUCUUUUAGUUGAACAAAGGAUCUUAGAAUAUUUCACCGUUUCAGAAGGUUUUAAAUUUGUUAAAAUCUGUGUCACAUUGAGCAAAAAUGAAAUUACCUUGAACCAUAUGUCAGCUAGAAAAUAUACCAACUGUAUAAUUUCAAUCGAAGUGGGUA